UCUGCGAAUAUCACCAUGAAGUUCUUACAAGCACAAAUAGCACAGAAAAGGGUUCAAAUCCAGCAAGGAAUGCAAAGAGCAAGUGUUGCACCGGUUGUCGACCUUUCUGCUCGCAACAAAGCCGCAGUGAAUAUGCGCCGAAUCCAGCCCGUGAGAGCUCUGCCGAUAACGGAUUGUGCACCUCCUUCAUUUUUACCGAAGGGAGCCGUAGAAGAUAGUGUCAACCUAUUCGGUGAAUAUAUAGUAAAAAAUGAAUAUCAACCAGCAGUACCUAAUGAAUACAUAGCGUUCAAGCGCAAGGCCGAAGAACGCGAAGCUCGUGAAAGGCAUGCGAGAGAAGUGGCAGAAAGGUUAAGUCGUGAUCAUAAAGAGGAAGAGAGGAAAAGGCAGAAAGGUGCUGCUAUUGCUCCACCACAGGCGCUUCUUGAACCGGGUUCUCCACCGAAGGAGGUGAAUUCGUCGACAUCGAGUUCUAUGCCGCCGCCAGCAUUUCUACCUUCAUUUGGCAAAGCCACUUCAAAGGGUCUUGGCGUAGCAGCUAAUAUAAUGAGUAAAUUUGGUUAUAAACACGGAGCAGGUUUAGGUCGUGAUGAACAAGGGAUGAGUACGGCGUUAUCUGUAGAAAAGUUAGGGAAGAAUGCCGGACUCAUUAUUAAUGAAAGCCAAGGUGCGUCUUCUACUCAACCAGCUCCUCCUAUGGGUGUUGCUCCAAUUAACAUGGCGGAAGCUAUGCGAAGAUCCACAAAGGUCCUUAUGCUUACGAACAUGGUUGGACCGGAUGAGGUCGAUGAUGAGCUUGAGCCUGAAAUACGGGAAGAGAUGGCUAAAUAUGGUCAAGUAGCCUCUGUCAUCAUUCAUAAGAUGGAUGGUGUUAGUGAAGAUGUUGCUGUGCGAAUUUUUGUGGAGUUCACUAAUGUUGCACAAGCUAUUAAGGCCUUUGUUGUAAUGAACGGCCGAUUUUUUGGAGGCAGAUCUGUAGCUGCUUCAUUCUACUCCGUCGAUGACUUCAAUAACAAAGAUUAUAACCGCUAA
This is a messenger RNA of Angiostrongylus costaricensis, 1032 nucleotides long. The record is from the annotation of a GenBank genome assembly. NCBI's taxonomy places the organism in Eukaryota, Metazoa, Nematoda, Chromadorea, Rhabditida, Metastrongylidae.